CACAACUAUAUAAAGGGGACUGAAGAGUCACAGGGAACAAAAUUACCUGCAGCAUCCAUUCUGCUAGCAAGCAGAGGGACUGUGUGAAGAUGUGGAGAUUAACAUGUGUCACGUUGACCCUGCUCAUGUGUGCCAAAGGUUCACUUUCUCAGUUGAAUGUUUGUGGACAGGCUCCUCUAAACACCCGUAUUGUUGGUGGUGUGAAUGCACCUGAAGGGUCGUGGCCAUGGCAGGUCAGUCUGCAUCGCUCUGGAUAUCAUUUUUGCGGAGGCUCCCUCAUCAACAAUGAAUGGGUGCUGACGGCAGCUCACUGUUUACCAGGUGUCAGCGCAUCCAGUCUGCGUGUGUAUUUGGGAAGGAGGACACAGCAGGGAGCCAAUGCCAAUGAGAUCAGCAGAACCGUGAGAACGAUAAUCGUUCACUCCUCUUAUAACAGCAACACAAACAACAAUGACAUUGCUCUGCUCAGGCUGUCCUCCACAGUCACCUUCAAUAACUACAUUAGACCCGUGUGUCUGGCGGCCCAGAACAGUGUCUUCCCUUCUGGCACCAGCAGCUGGAUCACAGGCUGGGGAGAUAUUCAAUCUGGAGUGAGCCUACCUUCUCCUGGGAUUCUGCAGGAGACUAUGAUUCCAGUGGUGGACAAUGUUCAGUGUAAUACUCUGCUGGGUUCUGGAUCUGUUACUAACAACAUGAUGUGUGCUGGUUUAACACAGGGAGGCAAAGACACCUGCCAGGGGGAUUCUGGUGGUCCGAUGGUGAGCAAGCAGUGUUCAGUGUGGGUUCAGUCUGGUAUCACCAGCUGGGGUUAUGGGUGUGCUGAUCCCAACUCUCCUGGAGUUUACACCAGCGUGUCUCGAUAUCAGAGUUGGAUCACAAACAACAUUGGACAGAACCUGCCAGGAUUUGUCACCUUCAAUCCCUCAAACUCAUGCUCUUCCAGCCUAACCUCAACCUCCUGUAGCGGGAGAUGCAAUGAGAAGUACAACAGUAACUUCCGCUGCAACUGCAAUACUAACUGCAUUUUAAACUGCUGCAAAGAUUAUAGACAGCUUUGUGCAAGCUUAUAAUCCUGUCACUUGCACAUAAAUCAGAUGAUCUUCAUCUGCUUGUUCUGCGAGGAGAUUUUACUUCACUACCACUUUGGAUGAGUUGCACAGUCAGAAACGAGCAACAACACAAACACAGUCAAAGAACUGCUGCACUGACUUCACUCAGGGGUGUAAAUGCAUAUUGUUUAUGUUCAACAUACUGUAUGUUUAACAGUGCCUACCACACUCCAUUAGUUGAAUUCUUGUCUCUCUUUUUUUCUCUUUCUAGUUCUUGAAUGUCAUUAUUUAGCGUUAAUUGUAGGCACGGGCAAUUUUUUCCUUAAUUUAGCAUUUUACUUUUAUAUAAAAAGUUAUAUAAUUACCUAAUGUUUAAAAUUGAUUUUUAUAAUUUUUGAUUUCUGCUGGCAAAUAAGUGGGUACUUCUUUAAAGGUGUCAUGAACUGCCUUUUUUUCAUUAUUUCUUACUGUUCUCUGAGGUCCACAUCAGGGGUGGACUUACCCAUUAAUCAAAGAUCAGUGACUACCUUGGGCCCCCUAAAAUGCUUUUCAUAUACAAGAUGAACUUUAAGCGCAGACAUGCUAAUGGUUGCUGUUUAUGAUUAUUAUUGUCACGACAACUGACUGUGUGUCCACGUUGAACGUGCUUCUUGUGUAUCCUGCUUGUAGCAAAUGAAAAUAUUAUGCCUCUAAAGCUGUAAUUAAAUAUUGAGCAACAGUGCGUAUUCUGUGUUUAUUGUUUUAAAUGCCACUUACUCAUUUAUGAGAAGGACCCAAUUAGAGGACUCAUUCACAGUUACUUUUUUGGUUGAUAUAAUCCUUAGGUGUGUAAAUGUAAAGCCUAUCUAUGACCAGCAAUAAAUCUUGUCCAUCCCAA
Cyprinus carpio (common carp) is the source of this 1926-nucleotide messenger RNA. Its product is annotated as serine protease 27-like. Gene Ontology annotation, molecular function: serine-type endopeptidase activity. Gene Ontology annotation, biological process: proteolysis. The record is from RefSeq and is a predicted model, not a curated record. NCBI's taxonomy places the organism in Eukaryota, Metazoa, Chordata, Actinopteri, Cypriniformes, Cyprinidae.